Messenger RNA from Sphaeroforma arctica JP610, 653 nucleotides. RefSeq lists its product as hypothetical. Lineage: Eukaryota; Ichthyosporea; Ichthyophonida. The transcript has 4 exons. The annotation marks the transcript as partial. The record is from RefSeq and is a predicted model, not a curated record.
ACCACAACGGCAGUGGCGUGGCCUUGUAUUUCCGCCUGGACGUCAACUACGACACCAACGCAGCCGUCAGCUUUGCUGUGAUCAAGCGCACGCCCAGGUGGGAGAGUGUGCAGGAGAUGGCUGGCCAGAUACUGCUGCUGAGUUUUGUGGGGAAUACACCGUAUGAGACCGCACACGCGUACCUGCACAACGCGUUGACGCCGUAUCUCACGUCUGUGUUUAUGCAGAGCAAAAGCGCCAACGAGCACGAGAAGGACAACAAGCUGUCGUCCGUUAAGCGCCAGUUGGCUGAUUUGGAGCUGAAACUUCUGAAUCUGCAACAGGACACAGAAAUACCCGACACUGUGUUCCGCAUCCAUCCCGAUAUAGAGACCGCUUUAGCACAAGCGCAACAAUCGGGGAUUACGGAAACGUCAGAUAUGCUGCGGCAGUUUGCGGAUGUGCCAGACAAUCUGUUGAGAGAACUCGAGACCAAUGUCAAGGAGUGGCAACGCGAGAUCGAAAAGAUCACCAGUUUGGACCAUGACUUAAACAUCAAGACCGCCACAUUGGAGGUCAACUUCUGGUUGAAUCUGGAGAAGGUGCUGAGUGAUCUGUUGCAACGCCUGAGCCAGAAGGAUAUCGGUGUGUACCUCCAUUCGUCGUGGAUGUGA